Colletes gigas is the source of this 1098-nucleotide messenger RNA. It is a transcript of the gene M6, whose product is annotated as neuronal membrane glycoprotein M6-a. The record is from RefSeq and is a predicted model, not a curated record. The coding region runs from base 254 to 1066 and encodes 270 amino acids. The transcript is spliced from 6 exons. Gene Ontology annotation, cellular component: plasma membrane. Gene Ontology annotation, biological process: neuron projection development. NCBI's taxonomy places the organism in Eukaryota, Metazoa, Arthropoda, Insecta, Hymenoptera, Colletidae.
UGUGAGUUAACAGCAUCACUUUACAUCAGCCUGUCCGAGGCAGACCCGAAGGACUCGUUGGUCUCUGUAAACAAGUGUGUGACGCGUCGAUGUGUAAUUACGAGAAGCGUGUGGGAUGUCAUUCACUAAUACAGAAGAAAGACAUUCAAUUGCCGCAGUAAUUGGGAGAAUUCUAGUAUUAUAAUCUUGGAAUUAACAACGGGCAGUGCCCACUUGUAGAGAGCCUAACCUCGAACAAUAACAGGCUGGAAAGAUGGGGAAUAUGUGUAAUGACUGUAUGGCCAGAGUGCCAUAUGCGACUCUUAUUGCAACCAUAAUGUGUUGUUUAGGAGUGGGCAUAUUCUGCGGCACAAUGUAUAGAGGCGUUACACUGGGUUCUUUAAUGAUGGAUCAGGUGUUUCACUUACGGCUUGGAUGGUUAGAAGCCGUACAAUUGACUUUUGCAACAAUUGGUGCUAGCAUGGCAGCUUUGGGUUUUAUGAUAUUAUGUGUCGGUUGUCUCGCAACUGGAGCCACAAGACACAAAGUCUAUCGUGCGUGGAGGUCCAGAGUCGGUGGGCGUAUUUCCUGUGCAGUUUUUAUGACGAUCACGUACAUCCUACAAUUAGGCUGGCUCUUGAUAUUCGCAUUCUUAGUCAUAAUUACUUGGAUAUUCACUAUAUUCUGGGGACUGUGCAGUAAUCCUAGAGUUCAGUCUCUCGAUCAAUGCAUUGACUUCACUCAGUUCAGUUUCAUAUUUCCAAAUAACACUAGAGUUGAAGACAUGAAGGUAUGCGGACCACAAGAGGUGAAACUGUUUUGUAAAGAUUUUGUUGAAAAAGCAGAGGUGAUGUUUAUCUUGGCAACAGUGGCCGCAAUGUUGGUUGUGUUAAGUCUUAUACACUAUUUAAUGUGCCUAUCCGCCAAUUACGCGCAUAUUCGAGACCAUGAAAAGUUCCAAGAAUUGCAGGAACUUCAGUGCCUGCAAGAUCCAGGAGAUCCAGAUUCUCCUCAACCUGGAAUUGGCAAGAUGGGUUUGCCACGUACCAGUGGUAAGACAAAGGAGGUAAAUCUCUGUAGCCUUUGAUCUUGUCACCCAGUAUACCAGUGGACCAAAGA